UACGCCAUGCAACGCGCUCCUCUAAACAACCGGAACUUGUGAACACCAACGCCAACACCGCAACUCAACGCCCAAAAAUAUCACGAAAAUUUGCAUACAACUCAUUCCUUGUUGUUGUGGUUGUGUGUUGUUGUUGCCUGCAACGCCAACACCAACGCAUCAUUGCAUUUGCAGCAGUGUUGCGGGCAGUGCAUGACGUCGCGCGCGCCACACUCGUAACGCCACUCGUGCGGCCGGUAGUAGUUUUUGUCGCCGUCGUUGCUGGUGUUGCCAUUAACGUGUUACCGUUUACCGUUUGCCGUUGGCGCUGUCUCGUUGUCGUCGUCGUCGUGGCAUAUGUCACUCGGUAUUUUGACCACCAACUUGGCGGCCGCAUUUCCGGCUCACAAAUUUGCGUAAUUUAAAGUUGCACUUUGCAUCGCAUCGAAAGCAGCAUCGUACGCGCGUUCCGCGGCAUUAAAAUCGCACCUUUGCAAAGUGCGUCUCGCUUUUCUCACGCGUGACCGCCGUUAAUGCGUGUGCACUUUUGUUGACCAACUGACCAAAAGCGACCAGGUGGCAAGUGUAAAAUUACAGGUUGCAAGUGGCAGAUUUUUGUUGGUGGUGUCGCCGCGCUCUUGCAUGCCAUUUAGAUUGUGGCAAAUUCGCGUUUUCAAGUGCAGUGUAACCAGAAUCAGUUCGACUGAAAUUCGAGUGAAAAUUUAAUCGUGAAUUUGUGCGUGGGAAUUCUAUAACAGUUUUGUGGCAUAAUUGUGAAUAAAAAAAAAUAAGUACAAAAUUACUUGUCGAAAAUCUACUUUUGUUGUUGUUGGCGUGAGUUUGUAAAGUGUUGUGUAAAGGUGAAAAAUUAGUCAACUUUCUAUUUGCCGAUGAUGCUGAAAUAAAUAUUUCUUCACAAUAUCCACAUAAAAGCAGCCAGCCGAAUUUAGUAAGCUCAUAAAAAGUGUUUAUCACAAAUAAGCCCACUUAUAUAACAUAAGCAACUCUACCAAUCACUCCACACACUAACUUUUUCAUUGUCGCCGUGCUACAAAGAAAAAUUUGCAAAAAUUGUUCGCCUCAAACAAGUCGCCUGCGGCCCCAACCACUACAGAAUGCAUCUCACCACAACGACCAACACCGUCGUCGCCAACAAUGCGGGCGCGACACAGAAUAGCAGCAACAACACAAACAAUUCCAGUUCAAAUAAUAACGGCGGUAGCAACAAUAAUAAUGCUACAAAUGGCAACAACAACAAUUCCAAUGAACAGAACACACCGCCAACGGCCGCCCAACUGCUAAAUGAAGCCUACACAAAGAUGACCUCGGACAUAUUGGCGGAGCGGACUUUGGGCGAUUUCCUCACCGAACAUCCCGGCGAGCUGAUACGCACCAGCAGUCCGCUGUUCGUCUGUACCGUACUGCCGCCGCAUUGGCGCUCCAACAAGACGCUGCCGGUCGCCUUCAAAGUUGUCUCGCUGGGCGAUAUCAUGGACGGCACUAUGGUGACGGUGCGCGCCGGUAAUGAUGAGAACUACUGCGCCGAGUUGCGGAAUUGUACGGCCGUUAUGAAGAAUCAAGUGGCGAAGUUCAAUGAUUUGAGAUUCGUCGGUCGCAGCGGUAGAGGGAAAAGUUUCACACUCACAAUAACGGUAUCCACGAAUCCGCCACACAUUGCCACCUACAACAAAGCGAUCAAAGUGACAGUGGAUGGACCGCGUGAACCGCGCUCAAAGACCAUGUUGUCGCUUUUAGGACAACAACAACAGUUCCAUUUCGCAUUCGGACAGCGACCGUUCCAUUUCUCAGCCGAUCCUUUGUCAGGCUUUCGCAUGCCGCCAAUCGGAAAUUGUCAAAGUGCUGGCAAUACACACUGGGGUUAUGGCUCAGCAUCCGCUUAUUCGCCCUACUUAGCCGGUAGUGGACUUUCGUCCUGCACAACACCAACUUCGGCACAAUUUAACAAUCCAGCUUUGGGCUUUACCUGCUCCUCCAAUGAUCAGUCGAACAAUCAGGACUUUACAGGCGGCACAAAUCGAGAUUGUGUACCAAUGCUCCCCGACUCCACGGCCACCGAUUUGGAUCAGCACUUGAGCAAUCUGGUCGGCUCCACCACCGGACAGAUGACACACCACAGCCUACUCGGCUCGGGCGGUCAAUCGGCGAUCUCUUCCACAGUCAAUGGCGGUGUCGGCACAAAUUCGAUACUGGUGCCACGCUAUCAUCACACCAACACCAACAACGAUUACAAUGUACACUCCAGUCAGAAUGGACCGCGCAGCUUGAGCGACUCCUCCCAAGCCGAAUCGCCGGUACAAGAAGAUCUACUCACCACGAAUACGCCCAAUUUGGGGGGCGGCGGUGCCGGCGCUGGCAGCGGCGGUGGAGGCGGUGCCAAUGGUACGAACAACGGCAACGGCACUGCCAAUGGCAGCAGCGGCGCUGGCGCUGGCAGCGGUUCCAACUCAUCCGCGGCGAAUAACACGCUCGUCGGUGCCAAUCAAAACUUUCCCGGACUGGUUAAUCAGACACAAAACCCGUCGCACUAUGGCAGCGGCAGCGGUGCGGGUGUCGGUGUCGGUGUAGGCGUAGGUGGCGGCGGUGCAGGCGGCGCCGGUGCCGGUUGUAAUGGUUCGCUGUACCCCGUCUUGCCGGCCAGUCUGCUCUACUCACAACUCUACACGGCCGCCAAUCAGACACAUGGCUUUCAUUCGCAUGCGCUGACACCGACACACGCCUCACCGAACUCAUCCGUGCACGGCGCCGAAUUGCAAAGCGUUAUGGAUCAUAUCAACAAUGUGGGUGUGGGCGUGGGCGUAGGCGUGCGUCAGCAGCACAACAUUAUGGCGGGCGGCGGCGUGACGCAUCCCGGCGAUUUGACGCUGAUCGGCAAUUGUGGCGCCUCGGUGCGCAAUAUCGAAGACGGCAGCAAUACGCAACGGCAGGUGGCUGCCUUGGCGGCCCAUCGGGGACAUCACACACCCACCGAUAAUGGGGGUAGCGUGUGGCGGCCAUAUUGAGGUCAGGUGCUCUGGUGCGGCUCGGCCGUCCUAUAGUGUUACGAGAACCUGGAGAGCGAGCGUGAGAACGCCGGCGGCACCAGUGAACCGACUAAAUAUUGGUAUGGCUGAGGAGCAUGUAUGGUGAGUUAAGGUUUAGUGUGGUGGCAUGCGGUGAAUUGAGGUAGCGAGUGUGGAUUGCCAGCCAAGAUUUGUGUAUAUUCUAAUGUAAAUAACUCAGUAGCCGACUUGAAGGUGAGCAAGUAACUUUUAAAUGUGACUUUGUAAACAUUUUAAAGCGUAAAGGCAAAAAGAAAACUAGUCGAAUUUGUUUUAAAAUAUUAGUAUUAGCAAUAAAUAGUCAAGUUGUUUUUUAAGUAUUAUUUAAUUCAUAUUAAAGUCUACACUUAAUAAACUCUACUCGUAAGUCUCUAAGAGUCCUUAGCAAAUUACAAAAAAAAAAGGUAUAUAUACAUACAUAUAUACUAUACCAUAUAGUGUAUAUAUAUGGGUAUAUAUACUUCAUCUGCAUUAACUAAUACAUACGAAAAAGUAAAGUAAGGAAAACUUCUUAAAAUAACUAAUUUAUGGUAGUUUAAGUAUUGCAAAAUGUUAUACUAUUACAAAAACAAAAACAUUAAAUAAUUAAAAAUAAAUAAAUGUAUUAAUAAGUCCGCUAUAUAUUUAUGUAUGUACUCAAACACAUAUGUAUGUUUGUAUCUAUGUAAAUGUUAUGUGUAUCACCAUCCACAGCAGAGCAUAAAUAAGUUCCUAAACCCGCUUAUCAUAACAUUUUCGAUUUCAUUGGCGCGUUUUACAACACUGAAAAAAAUAUUUCUUUCUUUAAAAAUCGUUAAAUAUGUCAUCUAAUGAUAAUUAAUAUCUUUUAUAAA
Molecule: messenger RNA, 3871 nt
Organism: Bactrocera neohumeralis
Lineage: Eukaryota; Metazoa; Arthropoda; Insecta; Diptera; Tephritidae
Gene: RunxA
Product: runt-related transcription factor 3
Exons: 6
Coding region: 1095-2999 (634 amino acids)
Biological process (GO): regulation of DNA-templated transcription
Cellular component (GO): nucleus
Molecular function (GO): RNA polymerase II cis-regulatory region sequence-specific DNA binding; ATP binding; DNA-binding transcription factor activity, RNA polymerase II-specific
Source: RefSeq, a predicted model, not a curated record